AGAGCAUUCCGGCCCCUCCGCAGGGCAUGCGAGAGAGUUCCAGAACAAUUGGCAUUCCGUCAUCCGACGGUUGUUCCACUUCAUCAAGUCCAGGUCCUAUGUGUCAGGCCACACCGCAUUUCCCCAUGCGUUUGCCCGCAGUCGGUCGACGUGUAGAAACUCAUUCCCUGUGCAGAUUGAGUUGGAGAUUCUAUCAUAAGUCGCUGAGCUUUGGCCGCACCCUCGCAUGAUCUUUCUUCACCGAGUUUGAGCUUUGGUUUUGUGGGUAGUGUUGUUAGUCAGCUGGUCGGUGUGGUGUGAUUUUGCGGUGGCGUCGUUGGGUCCAAUCCCAGGGAGAGCUUUUUGGAUUCUGUUGGGUACAAAUUGGGGCUCUGGGAAUUUUGUUGCGCAGCUUAGUUGAGAGGUUGGGUGUGGCGCGUGGGAGCCUCGGAGGCGUGGUGGGUUCGAAGGGGAGGGUGGAGUAGGGCAGACAUUCGGUGUUUCGAAGGAGGUUGGGAUUUGCAGAUUGUAAUUGUGCGACUUCGGAAGCGGGAUUGAGUGUUGGGUUUUUUCUUUCGAGUGAAUUAGUGGUUGGAGGCGGGUGAUGAGCAUGGCGGUUGCGAAGCUGCCCCUGCAGCAGGGUAUAACCUCGUUCGCGUUGCAGAGGGUGUCGUCCUGUACUUUGUCUUCGCUUGCGAGAUCACCAGCUCUUGUCUCGGUUGCUGCUCCUAAGUUGCAGCGACAACAGCGAUGGAGGCCCGUGACUGCGAUGCUGCGGAAGCGCGUGGUACCCCUGGCAUCCGUGAGGGGCAUAGCGUCCGGGAAUUCUGUUGUGGGUUCUCUUGGUCUGAUCAAUGCUAGUCCGUGGCAGAGCUUCGUGGGUUUGCGAGCAGAGCGGUUUAACAGAAAGAAAGAAUUUGUGAAGACGGAGCGUAGCAAGCGCAAUUAUCGCACUGUUCCAUCGGCUGAGGCUCGAGAUGGAAGGAUUAAUCAGGGCGAAUUCACUGAGAUGGCUUGGCAAGCAAUUGUCGCCUCUCCUGAUGUCGCAAAAGAAAGCAAGCAACAAAUUGUGGAGACAGAGCACUUGAUGAAGGCCUUGCUGGAGCAGCGAAAUGGCCUGGCGAGGCGAAUUUUUGCUAAAGCAGGCGUGGAUAACACCUCUUUGUUGCAAGCAACUGAGCGUUUUAUUCAGAGACAACCAAAGGUCCUGGGUGACACAAGUGGGUCUAUGCUUGGACGAGAUUUGGAGGGAUUGAUAGAGAAGGCACGUGGUCAUAAGAAGGAUUUUGGAGAUUCUUUUGUCUCUGUUGAACACUUGGUCCUGGCAUACACUCAGGACAAACGAUUUGGUCAGCAACUGUUCAAAGAGUUCCAGUUAACUGCGAAGACUUUGAGUGCCGCAAUUCAGUCAAUUCGAGGAUCACAAAAGGUUACUGAUCAAGAUCCAGAAGGUAGAUACGAAGCUCUAGAGAAAUAUGGAAAGGACUUGACUGAAAUGGCAAGACAGGGCAAACUUGACCCUGUCAUCGGACGAGACGAUGAAAUUCGCCGCGCUAUUCAAAUUUUGUCUCGUAGAACAAAGAACAACCCAGUCCUGAUCGGAGAACCCGGCGUUGGAAAGACUGCCAUUUCUGAAGGUCUGGCUCAGCGGAUUGUACAAGGAGACGUGCCAUCAGCUUUGCUCAACCGCAAGCUGAUUUCGCUGGAUAUGGGAUCGUUGAUAGCAGGCGCAAAGUAUCGUGGAGAGUUCGAGGACAGGCUCAAGGCAGUCUUGAAGGAGGUCACCGACUCCGAUGGCCAGAUCAUCCUGUUCAUUGAUGAGAUACACACUGUUGUCGGUGCUGGUGCUACCAGCGGUGCAAUGGACGCCGGAAAUCUGUUAAAGCCAAUGCUGGGCCGCGGAGAGCUGCGCUGCAUCGGAGCAACCACAUUGGACGAGUACCGAAAGUAUAUCGAGAAGGAUCCUGCCCUGGAACGUCGCUUCCAGCAAGUCUACGUGGACCAGCCCUCAGUGGAAGACACGAUAUCCAUUCUGAGGGGCCUUCGCGAACGUUACGAACUGCACCACGGAGUGCGGAUCUCGGACAGCGCUUUGGUGGAGUCCGCCAUGUUAGCUGAUCGCUACAUUGCCGAUCGGUUCCUCCCGGACAAAGCCAUCGACCUCGUGGAUGAAGCUGCGGCGAAGUUGAAGAUGGAGAUCACGUCGAAACCCACAGCACUUGAUGAAAUAGACAGGUCUGUGCUGAAGCUGGAAAUGGAGAGGCUGUCACUGAAGAACGACACAGACAAAGCGUCGCGGGACCGGCUCGAUCGACUGGUCACGGAGCUGGACCUUCUGAAGAAGAAGCAGAAGGAGUUGACAGAUCAGUGGGAACACGAGAAGUCAGUGAUGACUCGCAUUCAGUCCAUCAAAGAGGAGGUGGACAGAGUGAACCUGGAAAUCCAACAAGCGGAGCGAGAUUACGACCUAAACCGAGCUGCGGAGUUGAAGUACGGAAGUCUAAUGACGUUGCAACGCCAGUUGGACGCUGCGGAGAAGGCUCUGGACGAGUAUCAAAACAGUGGAAAUUCUAUGCUUCGGGAGGAAGUGACAGGAAACGACAUCGCAGAGGUGGUGAGCAAGUGGACUGGAAUUCCCAUCUCGAAACUGCAGCAGUCAGAGCGGGAGAAGCUCUUGCACCUUGACGACGAACUGCACAAGCGCGUAGUCGGCCAGGACCCAGCUGUGAAGUCCGUGGCGGAGGCCAUCCAGCGUUCCAGGGCGGGGCUUUCUGACCCCAACAAACCGAUUGCCAGCUUCAUGUUUAUGGGGCCAACAGGUGUGGGGAAGACUGAGCUGGCCAAAGCUCUGGCGUCGUAUCUCUUCAACACCGAGGAGGCCAUCGUGCGGAUCGACAUGAGCGAGUACAUGGAGAAGCAUGCGGUUUCGCGGCUGGUGGGAGCACCGCCUGGAUACGUUGGUUAUGAAGAGGGAGGGCAGCUGACGGAGGCGGUUCGGAGAAGGCCAUAUGCAGUGAUUCUGUUCGACGAGAUAGAGAAAGCUCACUCUGACGUGUUCAAUAUCUUCCUUCAGAUCCUGGACGAUGGACGCGUGACGGAUUCCCAGGGCAGGACCGUCAGUUUCACUAACACAGUUAUCAUAAUGACAUCCAACGUGGGGUCUCAUUACGUUCUCAACAGCGCGGACAGCAUGGCCGGCAACAGCAAGGAGGUCAUAUAUGAGGCAAUGAGAGCUCGAGUGAUGGAGGCCGCGAGAAACACGUUCCGACCAGAGUUCAUGAACCGUAUCGACGAGUACAUCGUGUUCCAGCAGCUCGACCGCGACCAGAUAAGCAGGAUUGUGAGAAUUCAGUUGGACCGUGUACAGAAGAGAUUGUCAGACAGGAAGAUCACGCUGAAGGUGACGGAGAGCGCCAUCCAACUGCUGGCAAGUUUGGGGUAUGAUCCCAACUACGGAGCACGGCCAGUGAAGAGGGUGAUCCAACAGAGUGUGGAGAACGAGCUGGCGCGUUCAAUAUUGAGAGGAGACUUCAAAGAGGAGGACACAAUCCUGAUCGACUCCGAUCUGACAUCGGUUGCUGGAAGCAGCCUUCCGCAACAGAAACUGUCUUUCCGAAGGUUGCAGUCGGUGGAUUCGAACCAGGCAGCAGAUGCGGAUCCCUUUGCGUACGCACAGGGGCAAGAGAAUUGAUGGGGCUUGCACCUUUCAGCGUUGGACAUCCAGAGGAUUGGGACUUCGUGACAAUGAGCGGCUGUGGCGUUGCGGAGUGUAGCCCAGAUAUUUACCAUGUAGAAUAUGGUGCUUUGAAGUUUUGGUAACAGGAGCGAGAAGCGCUAUCUCAUUUAUCUAAAUGUAUGGAGGGUAGGUUGGAUAGUUCGGAAAAUUGCAGAUGGAUAUUUUUCGAAGAACAAUCAUAUGACCCGCACUGGCUUUUUCAGAGUUCCUUUUUAAUAGGUACCUGAAGUAGGUUAUCUUUUAUCCAAGAGAAGGAGGUUCGGCUGGGCUGGGGCUUCUCCUUUCUUGAUUGUAAUGUAGCAGGUGACGUAGAUAUGUUACUAUAGACGUUAGGAGACGUCAGGGUUGGUCUUGGCCGCGGUGUAUUCGUAGCAGGCAAGGAACUGGAACUCGUGGUUUGUGGUAUGCAAUCUGAGUUCCAGAAUUCAGAUUUGAUGAAUUCAAUCAACCAUAAACUGUUGACUGCGUUGGAUUGUCUUUUCAA
Physcomitrium patens is the source of this 4199-nucleotide messenger RNA. Its product is annotated as chaperone protein ClpB3, chloroplastic. The record is from RefSeq and is a predicted model, not a curated record. Gene Ontology annotation, cellular component: cytoplasm. Gene Ontology annotation, biological process: cellular response to heat; protein refolding. Gene Ontology annotation, molecular function: ATP hydrolysis activity; ATP binding. Lineage: Eukaryota; Viridiplantae; Streptophyta; Bryopsida; Funariales; Funariaceae.